This is a messenger RNA of Labeo rohita (rohu), 1764 nucleotides long. RefSeq names its product cadherin-like protein 26. Gene Ontology annotation, biological process: calcium-dependent cell-cell adhesion; multicellular organism development; adherens junction organization. Gene Ontology annotation, cellular component: plasma membrane; catenin complex; adherens junction. Lineage: Eukaryota; Metazoa; Chordata; Actinopteri; Cypriniformes; Cyprinidae. Bases 93 to 1373 code for a protein of 426 amino acids. Gene Ontology annotation, molecular function: calcium ion binding; cadherin binding. The transcript is spliced from 10 exons. The record is from RefSeq and is a predicted model, not a curated record.
CCCACUUUGACUCUAUUUAAACGAGUAGCACAACCAGCUUCACAUGCACUUUCACAAGUCCCUGAAUCUGAGAAUCAUUCUCGCAGCUUAAAAUGAAGACUAUUGUGAUUGUUUUCCUUGUUGCAGUUGUCUGCAUUCAGUGUGCAACAACAUCAAAACUAAACAUACGCAAAAAGCGAGCCUGGAUUGUGGAUGAACUGUCUAUGGAAGAGGAGCAGACUGGUCCUUUCCCAUACAAACUGGGAGAUUUAAACAUUGAGAAGAAAGUUAUCGAAGAAUACUCCAUUCACGGACAGGGCAUCGAUCAAGAUCCCAAAGGAAUUCUUUCCAUUAACAGGAACGGAACAGUUUACGUUCACGGAAAAGUUGACUAUGAGCAGUACAAGCGACUGAGAAUCAAUUUUUCAAAAGAAAACACAAGGUUUGUUGUGGAUAUUGAUAUUCUGGACGUUAACGACAACACUCCUGUUUUCAAUCGGGACGUGUAUGAACGUGCAGUAGAUGAGUCAACUCAACAAGGUACGCCUCUGGUCACAGUGCUGGCAAAUGACAUUGACCAGUCUGGCACAGCUAACUCAGAAUUUACUUUGAGAAUCCUCUCAGUGUCUCCCUCUACGUCCACCACUCAGUUCUUCAUUUAUCAGAAAAAAGGAGAUCAGACAGGAACCAUGUUUUUCAAGGGAUACUUUGAUUAUGAGAAGGCCCAAACAUACACUAUUCUGGUUGAAGCAAAGGAUCAUGGGGAAAAGGUGCAGCUAUCUAGCACAAGCACAGUGAUACUGAAUAUCAUCGACAAACCCAACUAUCCGAAUCCAGAAUUCGUUGAAAAAACAAAAGAUGCAGCUGACCCCUCAGUAUUCUUGAGACAAGUGGCUGUAAAGGAGAAAUUGGAGACUGGACCGAUGCUAGAGGUUGAUAAACUGACCAUGUGUCUGUCAGAUGAGACAACUGACAUUACAGCUCUCAACCCAGACCUGUACAGCAAACCAUUAUACUUUGAGCUGGCUGGAGACAUCCAGGAAAAAUGGAGGCUUCAGUCUAACUAUGGCACAUCUGUAAAGCUGAUUAAAAAGAGCAGCGUACAUGUGGGCGAUCACAAACUCAUCCUUAAUAUCUCUGACAGCCAAGGCCAGUUUUCACUGCAGACCCUUUCGAUUUAUGUGUGCGAAUGCAAUGAUUCCGCAUACUGCAAAGACCAAGCAGCAAAGCCGAACAUGUUUGCCGUCGCUGCCAUAAUCCUCACCAUCCCGGCGCUGCUGGGUGUCCUGUCGAUAGUGUGUCAGAUGAGAGCAAAGAAACCUGGAAAGUCUCACAUGCAGUUAGUGGAGGAAUCAGAACAAUCUCUUAGUCCUGACGUUGUGGAAACACGUUGAACUCGUUUGCAUGGUUUUACGUCAGAUGAACUUUGCAAGCCACAGCUGGAACUGAGAGGCUGCCAGAAAUUCAGUAUGUCACUGAAUAUGCAGUGAAAAUAUGAAGGACAUAAGGGCGCUAUGUGUCAGACUGCUUGCUUUUACACUGUGAAUUAGGAGGAAGGGCUGGUUUUGGUUUCAAAUGCACAAUCAUACAAUGUGAAUUACUUUAGAAAUAGAUUGAUUUUUAAUUUUGCAUGCUGUGAAUUAAUAUGUAAGUGUCAUAUGAUUAUAUCCAAAUUAUUCAUAAACAGUUCUUAGCACUUGCUUGGACUGGUUAGGUGAUAUUGUACUGAAAUAUUCUUACACUGAUAUGUUUAUAGUGUUUAUAUGAAGGAAUUUCUUUUUUAUA